AUGGGAGGAUUUCAAAAAUACCCUAUUCCAAGAUAUAUGAAUACAAGUAUGUGGGUUGUUAACCGUAACUGGAAAUGGAAUACAUUCCAUAUGUUAGUUCCUACAUUUUUUUUGUCAUUUUUAUGUUUUAGGAAUUUUUCUGUGUCAACUGUUACACCACCUUAGCCUGGUGAAUAUAUUGACCCUAAAAGCCAAUGGACACCUAAAAUAUUAAAAUAUUGAAAUAAAAUACAUAGAAUAAUAUUAUUUUAAAUAACAAAUGCGAAGCAAUUGAUAAAAAAUUUAUAUAAAUUUUAGAUAUAAAUAAAUUAACAAAAAAUAAAUUCAUUUUAUUUCAGAUUUUACAUAAAAUUACUAUUAUAAAAAACAUUAGCUUGAUUC
Molecule: messenger RNA, 381 nt
Organism: Ichthyophthirius multifiliis
Lineage: Eukaryota; Ciliophora; Oligohymenophorea; Hymenostomatida
Exons: 3
Source: RefSeq, a predicted model, not a curated record